AUGCCAGUCACCACUGCUGCCACUGCUGCUGUCACGAAGCCGCCGCCGCCUGCGAAGCCGACGAUGAAGCCGGUCAAGCAGGCCGGUGUCAGCUUGCAGUCGGGAGGCGACAACAAUCCCAAUCCCAUUCAACAUGGCGGAAUGGGCCAGGCAGAGCGAGCCUUCUCCGCCGCCUCGACCUUCUUGUCGGGUAUCAUGGCCAUAUCGGCCUCCCAAUUCAUCGGAGCGCCUCUCAAGUUCAUCGAUCCCAACUUCUACGAAGCAUACAUGGCCUGGACCAAGGAGUCCUUCGCCGUCCUAAUGACCACCAUCACGCAAUGGUGGGCGCCAACCGUGGUCAAGGUGAGCGGGGACGACAGCAUGAAGGGCCAACUUUUCGUAAUGGACGAUGGAACGCUGAAAUGCAAUUUCCCACACCGAAUCAUUCUCAUGGGGAACCAUCAGCUCUAUACGGACUGGCUGUAUCUCUGGUGGAUCGCGUACACCAACAAGAUGCAUGGCCGCAUCUACAUCAUUCUCAAGGAGAGUCUCAAGCAGCUUCCAAUCAUCGGUUGGGGCAUGCAGUUCUACAACUUCAUCUUCCUGAGUCGCAAAUGGGAACAGGACCGCUACAAGUUCAAGAGACACCUCGACCACCUGAAGAACCCCAAAGACCCCAUGUGGUUACUCAUCUUCCCCGAGGGCACGAAUCUGUCCGCAGUCACCCGAGAGAAGUCGGCGAAAUGGGCGCAGAAGACUGGGGUCCCGGACAUGAAGCAUCAACUCCUCCCGCGUUCAACAGGCUUGCAGUUCUGCCUCCAGGAGCUGCGACCAACGACCAAUUGGCUGUACGACUGCACCAUUGCUUACGAAGGCGUUCCAAGGGGACAAUAUGGCCAAGACAUCUUCACGCUCAAGUCGUCACUGUUCGAAGGCAGGCCCCCGAAGUCGGUGAAUAUGUACUGGCGGCGUUUCAAGACGUCGGAGAUACCCUACGAAGACGAUGAGCAAUUCAGUCGUUGGCUACUAAAUCGCUGGCGCGAGAAAGACUACAUCCUUGAGUACUACUACAAGUUUGGCACUUUUCCAGCGGAGGGGCCCACCCAAGCUUUGCUCGCCGCAGAAGGGAAAAGGCAGCCGAGCCAUGCGAAGUCCAUCUCAACGUCGGUAAAAGGUGGCGGAUGGGAUGAGUUCCUGAGCAUCUUCGGACCAAUUACCACAGCCGCUGGAGCGCUCUCCAGUGUCGACAUGACAGAACCGUUCAAUCUCGACGAGAUGAUGCGGAAGGCCGCCCAAUCACAGCAAUACAACCUCCUACAACUCGGUAAGAUGCCAAUGGCGGCAACAGCACAGGAUGCGAUACGAAAUGCUCUUCUGGCAGCUAACAAGCAGAAUCCCCUUCCCAACAGCGUGAUAAACAAGCUUCUGAAGACAGCCCCGGCGACACAGGCACAGAUGAAACAAGCCUUACAAACCUCUGGAGAUGCUCAAAUUGCCAAAGAGGUUGCCAGAGCGCCUGGCUCAGACAAAGCUCUUCCGAGUGACACACAGAAAGACCUCACCAAGGCGGCGGGCCAAACGCAGAAGGUGGUCUCUCAAGCGCAGAAAGAUGCCGCUGCGAAGACGCCAGCGCAGAACGUGCGGAGGGAGAUGCCCUUGGUGAACAUGGAGAGCAUGAUCACAAGACCCAUCAGCACCAUGGCUAUACAUAGCGCCGGUCAACAGGUGCAGAAGCUCGUGGCCGCUCAGGCGCAGAAGAAAAGCAGCGCUCUGCCUGUGCAGAAGGCAGCUUCCACGGCAAAGACGGUGGCUCCAAAGACUGCCGCCAAGCAGCCUGCCAAAGGUCCCGGUAUGAUCAAGCCAGCUUUGACGGCGAAGAAUCUGAACCGCGUGGCCCAGCAAGUGGAUGCAAACGCCGCGGCAGCCAAGGCCAACAGCAAUCCUGCGGCGUCGAGAGCUGCCGGAGCGCCUCCGACCGUUCGCUCUGCGCCAGUUGUGGGAAAUGUGAAGAAGCCGGGAGGCAAGAUUCCUCCUCCACCUGCAGCAAAGAAGGCACCAGUGUCGAAGAAUUCAAAACCACUCGGGACUCGAAAGUACGUAAAUGGAAAGCCUGUCUGA
Molecule: messenger RNA, 2097 nt
Organism: Lecanosticta acicola
Lineage: Eukaryota; Fungi; Ascomycota; Dothideomycetes; Mycosphaerellales; Mycosphaerellaceae
Source: the annotation of a GenBank genome assembly